Xyrichtys novacula (pearly razorfish) is the source of this 19902-nucleotide messenger RNA. The record is from the annotation of a GenBank genome assembly. NCBI's taxonomy places the organism in Eukaryota, Metazoa, Chordata, Actinopteri, Labriformes, Labridae.
AUUCGUUUUCUCUGACAGUCAAGUUAGCCAAAGAAACGAGUCAAACAGGAAAUCGACCAAAGAAAUUGUUAUUAAAAUCUUGUAACUUGUCAGGAAAGCUCCUGCAUCUUGCAAAGUAUUGGUGAUUUCUUUUCUUGUUUCAUCUGUGAAAAAUUCGUAGGAGAUGGUAAAAGACCUCUUGCUUUAAGUUUGCAUGGUCUUAUCAAAAUUAGCUGCUGUUCUGCGCUUUUUAACUUAUUUUAGUUUUUUCUAGGAUUAUAAUUAAUUAAAUGUGUGGUCAUGUUAAAUGAGCAUCAUGAAGAGAGAGCGACAUUGACAACAUUAAAAUUAUAAGACAGAGCUGGAGGUAGAGAAGCGCUCAUCUGGUAGUUUGUUGGUUUGACCAGCAGGUGGAGCUGCUGUAUAAACGAUAAACUGAGACUCAACCAAACAAGUUCCUAUUUGACUGAACUUGUUUAAUUUUGACACAGGAGAGGAAGAUGAUUGUCAAGGAACUUAAAAGAUGAUCAAAAACUGUCAGUAAAUGUGAGAAGAAGAAUCUGUGAUCUGGUGGUUUAGGUUUCAGUGGAAAGAGUCCCUGUGAAAGUGAAAGUAAACUCAAGAGCAGACUCCAUUUUGAGAAAAGAACAGAAAGAGUGGAGAGGACGAGGAGACAGGGUGAGUGUUUACUCUUUGUAAUGUCAAAGUCUUUAUCUGUAUCAUCUGUUAAUGAAAAAUGAUUUACUGACUAAUACACUUAAAAACUGUAAAACAAAGAAACCUGACCAGACAAAGAGCUGGAUCAGUUCUUGAUACAGGAAACUGCGUACGUGCAGUUCUUCCUCCUUCUUGUUUAGACUUGUCUUUUUAGUAAAAACAAAAAUGAGUUUCUUUUCAUUCAGCCUCUCAUUUCAAAUUUAAUCCAGUCCCUUUAAUUUUUAUGAGACUUCAGGGACCUCACAGCUGUUGUUGUUUUGACCAUGAAUCAGAGAGAGGCCCUGUAGCGGGGAGACAGAAGUACUUGGAUACGGACUAAACCCUGUAUAACUCUUAAAGAGGGGUAGUAAGCUUAUUUCAGACUGUAUACUUUCUUUUUGAUUCCUCUUUAAUAUCUUUACAUGAUUUUCAGUUUAGUCUCCUGUUUCUCACCCUGGUGUAUUAAAAUAUCUUUAUUUCAGCCUCUUCCUAAAACACUUCAUUUUAGCUGCUGUCUCUUUAAGGCCUCCUGUCCACGAGUCUACUUUUAUUUCUGAACACUGUCCUCCUGUUUGUAUCUCACCUGUUUGUCUACUUUGUCCUCAGGUUGUAUAACUCGGUUUCAUCUUCCAAAAAGUUGCUCAACAUCAGAUGGAGAAGAUGAGUGUUUGUGUCGAGGAAGAGGAGGACAGAGCAAUGUCUGUCAUGUCCGACUGUCUGUCUAUGAAGAGUGACCGGUCUAAAGAUAUUAUCCUGGAGUUCAGGAAAGAACCAGGACCCUCAGAGGAGUGCAGAGCAAAGUCUAUUCCGUCCAGCUGUCUGUCUAUGAAGAGUGACGUAUCUAAAAGAAUUCCUCUAAACUUCAGGAAAGAACCAGGACCCUCAGAGGAGUACAGAGCAAUGUCUGUUAUGUCCGACUGUCUGUCUAUGAAGAGUGACUGGUCUAAAGAUUUUAUCCUGGAGUUCAGGAAAGAACCAGGACCCUCAGAUUCACAGUAAGAGAAACAUUUUUCAACCACCAAACUCUCAAACAACAACAAUUGAUGUUUCAAAAACAAAACUUUAAAUUCUGACCCCUCUGUUUUCUACCAUGGUGAGAAAAAUGAUCUCCUCUGCUCUCAAAACGCUGAUUUUCCUCUGUAACCUGCCAACCUGGAUAAAGGGCUGGUGAAGAAAAAGUCACUGAGCACAGAUUUACUUAUUAUUCAUCAUGUUUAUAAAAAUGAAGGGCGUAUAAAACAGCAUUUGAACAGGAUUCUGACCUCUGUAUUUUCUAAGGCUGCAACAACGAAUUGAUUAAGUAGAUUCGUUGUGACGAAAAAAAUCGUUGCCAACUAAUUCUGUAAUCGAUUCGUCGGGUCUUUAUAUAUGUCCAUGGACACCGGCGUGUAAACAUCAGCAGGACGCACAGAAAAGAAACAGCCAUGGCCGAGGCAGCGGCUGAGAAAAACAUGGACACAACCCAACCCAAAUCCCGACCUAAAACAUCAGUGAUGUGGGAAAACUUCACCAAGACUGAAAAGGAAGGCGUUCAGUGCAACAUUUGCAAAGACCGUUUUGCAUGGCUCGGGAGUACAUCGAUGAUGCGUGAGCACAGGGCUCUCAAGUCUCACGCAUUCAGCGUAUGACACACGCAUUCCCACCCGUUCACACGCUCACACACCACACAUUGUAUUUCUCACGCAUUUAAAUGAACACGGUGAUGUCCACCAAGUUGCACUUCUUCAACUAUGGAACUGGGGGAAAUCAACGGAGUUUCUCUGAGAGUUCAGAAGCUGCGUGCCACGCACAAGCCAAUCAAAUAAAGUAUAUCUACUGAACAGCCAAUCAAAAAGCAGCAUUGCUGUAUCCGGGUAGAUUUUGAUAUCUUGCGGUUUGACUACAGAAGAAGACAGACACUCGCCGAAAUAGAGCAGGUUUUUAUAAGGACGAGAUAGACCCGAUGAUUACAGUAAGUCAGUAACCUACACAUGCAGAGACCUCAACACCUCAUGGCAGAUAAACUCAUAUGAUAAACUAAAGCCCUAUGAUAUUGCUAUUAACAGCUGCAUUGAUGAAUUUAGUCUGUUUAUCCGAUUAAUCGAUUAGUUAUUAAAAUAGUCGGCAGAUUAAUCAAUUAUCAAAAUAAUCGUUAGUUGCAGCCCUAGUAUUUUCUGAUUUGGUUCCUGUGUUUGAGACGUUUUGAGUCUGUAAGUCUUUGGACUGUGGUGUAUAGACCCCAGAAAACAGUCUGUGGGUCACAAAAUACCAGAAGACCGAUGAAGAAAUCAUUCCUGUUUGAUCUUUUGAUCAAAAAACUGUAGAAUUGGUGGAGAAAAUCUCUCCACCCUCAAAAAUCUCAGUUUAGUUUUUCUCCUGUCUCCACACUUUCAGGCAGCAGCAGCUGAAUAUUUUACAGGAGAUUGUUUUAUGUUAGAGAAAAGAGUGAGGUCAGAAACUCUGGUUUAAUAAAUGCUUCUUAUUCUGUAUCUUUCAAACAUGAAAUGAUAAAGAAAAUAAAUGUUCUUUAUUUCCACAGAGAGACACAGAGAUGUGACUCUGUGGAGGAGCAGCUGUCCAGAUGUUCAUCAUGUCAGGACGUCCUGAAGGAUCCAGUCUCUUACCGCUGUGGACACCUGUCCUGCAGACAGUGCCUGGCCUCAUGCAGGGACCAGUCUACUUCUUUAGGACACACCUCCUGUCCCCAGUGUGGAAAAAGAACCAGAACAGUUCUUGUCUCUCAGACAGACAGUCAGUCCAGCUCUGAUGGAAGUAAGUCUGAACAUCUGUCCUCUAAAGUCUCUGUGGAUGAAAACUCAGCUGACUGAUUUUCACAAAGACGUUUUCGUGUUGAGCAGUUUGGUUCAUUUGAUUUUUCUUCUCUUUCAGCAGAUGGUGGUCUGCAGGAGGUUUUAGAUGAACAUAAGAUCAGUCUGAAGAGGAGAUGUGAACGUGUGAAUGAAGGAAGUGAUGGAACAGGAAGUAGUCAAACCCUCCUCAACAGGAUCUUCACUGAGCUCUACAUCACAGAGGGACUGAGUGAAGAGGUGAACACCCAACAUGAGGUGAGACAGCUGGAGACAGCUUCAAAGAUGGAGACCCUCCAUGACACGCCCAUCAAGUGUCAUGAGAUCUUUCAAACCUUACCUGACCAACAGAAGAAGGUCAUCAGAGUGGUUCUGACCAACGGCGUGGCUGGUGUUGGAAAAACCUUCUCAGUGCAGAAGUUCACUCUGGACUGGGCAGAGGGUUUGGAGAACCAAGACCUCCAUCUGGUGGUCCUGCUUUCAUUCAGGGAGCUGAACCUGAUCAGAGAUGAGCGCUUCAGUCUUCUGAGUCUGCUCCAUGUUUUCCAUCCAACACUAGAGAAGGUCACAGCAGAGACGCUGGCUGUCUGUAAACUUCUGUUCAUCUUUGACGGUCUGGAUGAAAGCAGACUGUCUCUGGAUUUCACAGACUCUGAGGUCCUGUCUGACGUCACACAGAAGUCUUCACUCAACGUUCUGAUAACAAACCUGAUCAAGGGGAACCUGCUCCCCUCAGCUCUCAUCUGGAUAACUUCUCGACCUGCAGCAGCCAAUCAGAUCUCUCCUUCACGUGUGGACAGGGUAACAGAAGUACGAGGCUUCACUGACGCCCAGAAGGACGAGUACUUCAGGAAGAGGUUCAGAGAUGAAGAUCUGUCCAGAAGAAUCAUCUCACACAUCAAGUCCUCCAGGAGCCUCCACAUCAUGUGUCAGAUCCCGGUCUUCUGCUGGAUCACUGCUACAGUUCUGGAGGACAUGAUGAUCAGAGAGCAGAGAGGAGAGCUGCCCAAGACCCUGACGGACAUGUACUCACACUUCCUGCUGGUCCAGACUAAGAGGAAGAAGCAGAAGUAUGAAGGAGGACAUGAGACAAGUCCUCAGGAGCUGACGGAGGCUGACAGUGAAGUCCUCCUGAAGCUGGGGAGGCUGGCCUUUGAACAUCUGGAGAAAGGAGACAUCAUGUUCUACCAAGAAGACCUGGAGCGGUGUGGUCUGGAUGUCUCAGAGGCCUCGGUGUUCUCAGGAGUUUGUACAGAGAUCUUCAGAAGAGAGAGUGUGAUCUUCAAGAAAACUGUUUACUGUUUCGUUCAUCUGAGCGUUCAGGAGUUUCUGGCUGCAGUCUACAUGAUCCACAGUUUCACAAACAGGAACACAGAAGUUCUGAAGACUUUCCUAAGAGGCAACAAUGACGAAGACAAAAUGUUUUCUUUAAAGACGGUUUCCAGUUGUUUUCAAAACCUGGAUGACUUCCUGAAGAAUGCCAUGAAGAAAUCCCUUCUCAGUAAAAAUGGUCACCUGGACCUGUUUGUUCGCUUCCUUCAUGGACUCUCUCUGGAGUCAAACCAGAGACUCUUAGGAGGUCUGCUGGGUCACACAGACAACAGUCCAAUAAUGAUCCAAAGAGUCAUCAACAACCUGAAGGAGAUGAACAGUAGAGAUAUCUCUCCUGACAGAAGCAUCAACAUCUUCCACUGUCUGAUGGAGAUGAACGAUCUGUCAGUUCAUCAGGAGAUUCAAGAGUUCCUGAAGUCAGAGAACAGAUCAGAGAGGAGACUCUCAGAGAUCCACUGCUCUGCUCUGGCCUACAUGCUGCAGAUGUCAGAGGAGGUUCUGGAUGAGUUGGACUUAAAGAAGUAUAAAACAUCAGACCAGGGACGACUGAGACUGAUGCCAGCUGUGAGGAACUGCAGAAAAGCUCGGUAAGUCCAGGUUUUAUUCUCAGAAUAGUGUAAAUGAACCCUGUAGUUCUUCUAAUGUCCACGUUACUGAUGAUGUUCUUCUUCAAAUAGAAAUCCACUCAAAUAUCAGGGAGGGGGUUUCUUUAGCAAAAACAUGAUCCUGGUGUCUAAAGUCCUGUUAGCCCAGGAUGAGGUCUACCUGUGGACCCCUGAGAACUUGUCCUGAUUGUGGAGGACCUCUUUGUUUUGAAUUGUGUCUGUAAUGAAUAAAGUGGAACUUUCAGGACAAAUCAGCGACCAUAUCUGAGGACACACAGAGGUCUUCUGAUGAUGGUAUCAGUCCAGAUCAACAUCUCAGUCAGUUGUGGUGAACUUGAGUUUGAAGAAGGUGUCUGCAGCUUCUUCCUGCUGGUUUUCAGGUUGGAAAUGAUGAAUCUGUUGUAAAUGAGGGUGUUGACAGCAUUGAUGGUGAAAAUAGAACUGGAUCAUUUUCUCCACAGUGGCAGAACUGUCUCUGUACCAUCAUGUUCAUCAUUCAAUAUUCAUCAUCAAUACAACCAUGAAAACUAACAUCAUUUUCCACCACUUCAAAGAUGAAUCUGUUUUUCCUUUUUUUUCUCCUGACUCCAAAUGUUUCUUUCUGAAUGAAAAACACAAACGAGCAAAAUUCAAUCUGUUAUUUUUAUAGGAGUCAUGAGAACGUACGCCCCCUAGAGUUCAUAUGAGAGAGAGAGAGAGAGAGAGAGAGAGAGAGAGAGAGAGAGAGAGAGGUUCAGUGGGUCUUUGUAUCUGUCUCUUAAAGGUCUCUCUGGAUCCAUCAGGUUUUAUAAACUUGUUUCUGCUGCUGAAGGGAAUGUUACAUGGAGAAAAAACUUUGACUGUGAAAACAAAGAAAUCUUCAACUCUUCAAAUGUUCAGAGUCAAACCAGCUCUAACCUGCUAAAAAACGAUUUGAUCUGAACCAAUCAGAGAAGACGGAGCUGCUGUGAUUUAGUGAGUCGUCCUCUGAUUGGUCAACAGUCAGUGUCUAUGGAAAGACUUACAUUACAGCAGGAUGUCAACAUUAAACACUGAGAGGAGCACUGAUUCUCCAAGAGGUACUUUGGAUACUAACCAAUCACAUACCAGGACCAAAAACCUGGUUCUCAGUCCCCUUCUCCAACCAGAACUCAAGAAUUCACACAGUCAUAAUGAUCCAGCUGCACUAACAUGAAGACAACACUGUUAGAGAACAGAAGGACUAAAAUAAGUCAUGGAGUCAUUUGUCUUGAACAUCUGAACAGUUUUAUUUUUCUUCUAAACUUUGACUUCCUGUCUUCUCUCAUGGCUGUGGUCCUGAUAUUAGUAUCUGUCUGGUUAAAAACAGACCGUCUGUCAAACCAAAGAUCAUGUUUAAGUUGUUUUUGGUGAAGAGAAACAUCAAAUUACCCUUCAAUGAAAUAUUGUUUGAUGUUUAUGGUGUUACAGAUUUUCAUACUGUGGACUCUCAGAGACUCACUGUGAAGUUGUGGCCUCAGCUCUGAAGUCCAACCCCUCCCAUCUGAGACAUCUGGACCUGACCUUAAACAAACUGCAGGAUUCAGGAGUGAAGCUUCUCUCUGCAGGACUGGAGAGUCCAAACUGCAGACUGGAGACUCUGAAGUGAGACACCAUUUCCUUCUGAUCUAACAAUAAGAUGUGACAGCUGCUGCCUUAGAUUUUUCUCUGUGGUUUUUCCAUCAACUUUGGUCGAGCAGUUUGAAUUUGUCGUUGUAAAACUUCAACACAGGAAGAAAAAUCUGACAUUUCAGAGUUGACUUUGAGGAGAACGAUGGAUGUAGAAAGGAAGCAGGAGAAAAUCAGUCCCACAAAUAUUACACAUGCUUGUAGAGGGCAGGAGCAGCACAGACUAAAGGCUGAUAUUGAACUGAUCCACAGUUAAUGUGAUCACUAAUGAAUGAAUGAAGUGUCAGAGAAAUGAUGAGCUGCAGAUUGAAACCUGAAGAACAAAGUUAAUCCAACUCUGAAGAUUUCAUUUGGAAACUCUUGAAAACUUGAAUUUCUUCUUUGCUCAGUCGUGUUCAAAUGUAAAAACCAGAUCCAGAUUUUUCUGCAGUUUUCACUUCAGUUUGUUGAACAUGAACAUCAUCUUGUCCAGUUGGUCCAUAAAAACCUCUCUGAUCAAUGAUCUGUUGGUUUAUUUGAGAGUAGUUUGUCAGUUGUUGACAGCAGACGGACAGACCCCUGAAUAAACUCCUGACUAUUUUAAUCUUCAUGAAGAAUUCAGGACGACAAAAAAACCUUUGAGAUUUCUCACAUUAGUUUCUCAGACUCUGAUGUAAGUUUAUUCUUUGUCUGUUUCUGGUGUAGAUUUUAAUGUUUAAUCAUUUUUUUUAACCCAAUUCAAAUGUUCACAGACUUGCUGAAUAUUUCCAGAACUUUCCUCUUAUUUACAUAAAUUCAUAGUUUUUAUUGAAUCAGCAGUCAGAUACAGAUAGAGGAAAAUGAGCACUGUGAGUUAUUUUGUUGAUUGAAUGUUGAUGAUUUUUUAUCAAUGGUUCAGAUGAUCACUGCAGUGAUGUUGACGGGUUUACUUCCUCGGUCUCUAAAACAUUCAAAUGUUCAAGGAUGCAGUGAACUCAGUAUCCAUGCAGCUCAGGAACACAGCUCAUCUUUUUCAUACAGGAAACUUUGUCAACAACAAAGGUGUGUUAAAGUCCCAUCAGUCAGCAGCUUUAGUCAGAAACCUUGCUGUCAGAGCUCCGUCAUUUCAACCCUCUGUAUAACUCCUCAGCACAGACCAGACCCUGUGAGCACAUCCUCACAACAUGCUGCUUUAGUUACAACAACAACAACAAUCAGCUGACAGCAGAGAUUUCAUCCAAACAGUCCAGGAUACAAACUUUGAAGUGGUUGGAAAAUUCAGGUGUCCACCGCUCAUGCAGAGUUGACUCAUGUUGAUGAUGUUUUCAUGUCUAGAGGACAUGCUGGAGUGAAUUCAACCAAACCUCCUGAGAAAAAGACAGCAGUGGCAGCCAUUAGAUCAGGCUUCAUGACGUCUGUGCGUCCCUUUAAUCAACCAAAUCAGCAGUCCGAGAGUUUUCCCUCAUCUCUUUAGAUUUGAUGGUUUUUGUGAGUGAGAGGAAGAGUGGAUCUGUCCACUGUCUGACCUUGUUGAUCCUGAUGAAGGUGAGGGAGAUGAGUAAAGCAGUAAAGGUGAUGUGACAAAGGUGACAAAGAUCCUCCUGUUUCCUCCAUGUCACAGUUCAAGUUCAUUUUGAAGAGUUCUCUAAGCUCGACAUUUUAAACCUGAACAUAUGAAGUUUGAUUAUUAAUUAUUUUUCAUCUACAUUCUCUUUCCUUUUUUCAGACUGAGUGGCUGCAGUUUGUCAGAGAUCAGCUGUUCUUCUCUGGCCUCAGCUCUGAAGUCCAACCCUUCCCAUCUGAGUGAGCUAAACUUGGGUAACAACGAUCUGCAGGACUCAGGAGUGAAGCUGCUGUGUGACUUUCUGCAGAGUCCAAACUGUAAACUGGACAUUCUGGGGUAAGUUUGUUGAUGAUGUUUUCAUGUCUAGAGGACAUGCUGGAGUGAAUUCAACCAAACCUCCUGAAAAAAAGACAGUAGUGGCAGACAUUAGAUCAGGCUUCAUGACGUCUGUGCGUCCCUUUAUUCAACCAGAUCAGCAGUCCCAGAGUUUUCCCUCAUCUCUUUAGAUUUGAUGGUUUUUGUUAUUUUAAUGUUUCCACACAAACUUUAAAUUAUUGAAACUGAAUUUUGUUUGUCAUGAUAAUGUGACAGCUGUUUUUAUAAAAAAACUUUUAGAUUUGGAGUUAAAGUGUUUCAAUUUCAGACAUUUUGAACAUAUUUAUGAGUUUUUAUUCAUUAAUUACAACCAUAUCAUAGUGAUAUCAGACAGGAGUGUGACAGGUGUUUAUUAGUCUUUUUGACACGUUACAAUAAUGAGGAUAAAGUCAUGGACUAAACCCAGUUUCCUUGUUGUUGUUGUUGCUUCAGCUAGCAUCAUUGUUUUCAUCACAGUUAUUAAAGUAAUAAUGAUGCUUCAUGAAUUCAGAGUCACAAAAAAACACCAAACAAACCAAAUCUGAAAAAAAUCCACUUUUUCAUCAGAUGAGUUUAAUCUGUCAGAACAUGAGGUUUGAGUUUUCAUGAGGAGGAAUAGAGAAAGAUCUGCAGUGACAGAAACACAAACACAGACAGAGAGACACAAACAGGGAUUUCCACUUUGUCACUUUGCUCUGAUGACUGAAGUCACAAAACGAAAGUUACGCAUGUAACUACGGUUCUAUGAAUCCCGAAUGACCGCCAGAGGCGGUGCUUUAAGCACUGAAUGACUCCCUUCGCGCAUGCGCAGUUCGAGUGUUUAUACCAACAACGUCACUUGUGACCCCGUGGUGACCUGGAAGAGGUUAUUUCUUCCAUCGGUCAACGAGGGUUCAGUCCCUGCAGAACUUUCUCGCGAAGACGCGAGGAUUCUGAGUGACAGAGUGCUCUGGCGGUCAUUCGGGAUUCAUAGAACCGUAGUUACAUGCGUAACUUUCGUUCUAUUUCAUCCCUUCUGACCGCCAGAGGCGGUGCUUUAAGCACUGAAUGACUUAUACCAGCAAAGUCACGAGGAAUCCUGAUUGCAAACCUUGAAUCAAGGGGACUCCGGGAAGAGGACCACACCCAACGGAUGGGGAGUGGCAACGUUCACCCUGUAGAACUUCGAGAACGUGCUUGAUGACGCCCACGAGGCAGCCGAGCAGAUGUCCUCCAGGGGUACUCCUCUUAGGGCUGCCCAUGAGGUGGAGACACUCCUGGUCGAGUGACACCGGACCCCGGGUGGCAUGGGGCGGUUAUUUGCCUUAUAGGCGUGGUUGAUUGUGUCCACCACCCAGUGGGACAACCUCUGCUUUGACAGGGCAAGGCCUAUACUAGGGCCGCUGUGACACACAAAGAGCUGUUCAGCUCGUCUUACACGUGUGGUGGCUCGAAUGUAGGCUCUCAAGGCCCGCACCGGGCACAACAGCCUCAGUUGGUCAGCCCUGUCUCCUGGCGGAGGAUCGAACCGGGCCAGUGUGAUAGGCCGGUUGAUGUUUGCUGCCGAUGGCACUUUUGGCAGGAAGUCCAUAUUGGGCCAUAGGGUCAUGCCUGACUGGUCUGGGUUCCACCGUAGGCAGGAUUCGUUGAUUGAGAGGGCGUGUAGCUCCCCUACCCGCUUGGCCGAUGUAAUGGCCAGGAGGAGGGCUGUCUUAUAGGACAGCCAUUUGAGCUCUGCCCGCUCCAGGGGCUCAAAGGGAGCCUUGCAUAGGGUGUCUAAGACUAGAUUUAGGUCCCAUACUGGAGCUCUCGGGGCUCUCGGGGGUGCAGCCUCUGGGCCCCCUUCAGAAAGCUGGAGAUCAAGCGGUGGCUCCCUAUCGUGCUGUUCUCAACCCUCACGUGGUUACAAGAUAUAGCUGCCACAUACACUUUAAGUGUAGAAGGGGACAGGCCUUUAGUUACCAGGCUUUGGAGGAAUUCAAGGACUACAGUCACUGGGCAGUGUACUGGGUCCUCAGCUCUGCUUUUGCACCAGCUGGAAAACAGCUUCCACCUGUUGGCGUACUGGAGCCUGGUGGACGGCGCCCUUGCGUUCAAGAUCGUAUGUUGUACUGCGUCCGAGCAGCUGCCUAGCAGUGGGUCGGGCCCUUCAGCAGCCAAACACACAGCUGAAGGCGUUGUGGGUUGGGAUGCCAGAUUCGUCCCCUCAGCUGUGAGAGCAGGUCCCUCCUGUCGGGGAGGCGCCACGGCGUCCCUUGACAUAGUUGGUGGAGCAGUGGGAACCACACCCUGCCUGGCCAGAAAGGGGCCACGAGGAGAAUGGUGUGACCCUCCUGAGCCACUCUCUGGAGCACCAGGGGAAUCAGAGGAAGUGGGGGAAAGGCGUAUAGGAGAACCCCUGGCCAGGGGUGGGACAGCGCGUCCUGGCCUAGGGGGCUGGUUGGCUCCGCUAGGGAGAACCACUUCGGGCAGUGGGUCGACACUGCCGAAGCGAACAGAUCCACUUCUGCCCUGCCAAAGCGGUUCCAGAUCAUGGUGACCACGUCUGGGUGGAGGCGCCACUCUCCUGACGGAGGCUUCCGCCGGGAGAGAAAGUCCGCGAUGUAAUUCGUCUCCCCUGGUAUAUAUACUGCCCGCAGGCUCAUCAGGCGGGGGGCGGCCCAUGUCAGCAGGUUUGCGGAGACCUGCAGCAGCUGUGCUGACUUGGUCCCUCCCUGGUGGUUUAUAUGGUAGAUUGUUGAGGUAUUGUCUGACCUGACCAACACAUGCUUGCCUCUCAGGUGAGGCAUGAAAUGGAUAAGAGCCAUGUGCACCGCUUUUAUUUCGAGCACAUUGAUAUGAUUUGCGCGGUCUGCUGGAGACCACUGCCCGCGAGCUGUCCUGCCCUGCCACACCGCACCCCAGCCCGAGAGGGAGGCGUCGGUGGUAACAGUUUCUCUGCGGAAUGGAAUACACCCCAUCGGGACACCCCUCAGGAUGUAAGUCCUGUCCCUCCACGGGACUAGGGUGAGGAGGCACUGUCUUGACACGGCAAUCUGCCUGUGCCUGUGUCGCUCGGCAUCUAGAUGGAGGCCGUUUAGCCACCUCUGCAGGGGGCGUAGGGACAGCAAGCCCAGCGGCACAACAGCCGCAACAGACGUUAGCGUGCCCAUGAGGCGGAGGAACCUCAUGUAUGGCAGGAGGCUUCCUCUCCUGAAAUCGAACAGAAGCUUCAUAAUACCAUCCACCCGACGGGUGGAAGGACGGGCCGUCAUUGAAACCGUGUCUAGGGCUAGACCAAUGAAUGUUAUGCUCUGAGAUGGCGUCAGGCAGCUUUUGUCUGUAUUUACUUUGAUACCCAGGCGGGCCACGUGGGCUAGAAGCUGUGAUGUGUCGUCCGCUGACUGUGCCCGGGAUGGUGCGCAAAUCAGCCAAUCGUCCAGGUAGGGAAGCACCUUCAUGCCCUGGGCCUGGAGAGGUUGGAGCGCUGCAGCGGCAAACCUCGUGAAGACCCUCGGGGACAGGGAGAGCCCAAAUGGGAGCACCCGGAACUGCCAGUGGCGGUCCUUGUAGGCAAACCGGAGGAACUGCCGGUGUUGCCUGGCAAUGGGGACAUGGAAAUAGGCAUCUCUCAAAUCCACUGUCGUGAACCACUCGUUUGGGGCCACGGACUGGAGUACAGCUGCCGUGGUCAACAUACGGAAGGGUAGGGUCUUUAAGUACCUGUUUAAGCCUCUCAGGUCCAAGAUGGGGCGGAAUCCGCCGGUCUUUUUCUCUACCAGAAAGUAGGUCGAGUAGAACCCCCUGGGGUGCUGCAGAGGGUCUACUGGUUCGAUGGCACCCUUGGCCAGGAGGGUAGACAGCUCCUGGUCCAGGGCGAAGGCCUUUGCCGGGUCGCCAAUGAUGGUAGUUUUGACCCGGCUGGUUGCAGGGGGCCGGCGUCGGAACUGGAGUUUGUACCCGUGGGUCAAGGUGGUAAGCACCCACGGGUCCACAGCUCGAGCAGCCCAGUAGCUGAGCUGCUGGUGUGUGAAAGUUCCGACGGCCGGCCCCAUUGUCUCAGUGUUUGGCCCCUCUGCCCCUAGGGGCCCUGUUGGGGGGUCCAACGGGGUCCGGGGGCCGAAAUGGCCUAGACUGCGCACGACCAAAGCCCCGUCCACGGGCUUGCCCCUGCGCAAAGCGUGGGUCUCUAAAGUGGGCUGGUGGGGGGUUGCUUCCAGGGGCAGCUGAGUGGGCUCUGCCCCUGGCCCUGCCCCUGCUAUGGGGAGGAGCGCGGUGCAGGCUCAUCAGCUGCUGUCUAGUCUGUCCAGCCUGGAUGGUUUGGUCAAGUGCCUCCUGGGCAGCUGGACCAAAGACCGUUCCUGGCACCACCGGGAGGCCCUGGAGGGUCUUCCUCGCCUUGUCCGUCAGCCGUGACUGGGACAGCCAAACCUGGCGGCGGGCCUGGAUUAUGAUGGACAUCAUCCUCCCUAACUCCCGAGCCAUGAGGCCAAACGCCUCCAGUGACGCGUCACAGAGGGUGGUAGCAUCUGCGAUUGCAUUGUCCUCCUGCAGGGAUGAUGAAAGCGCCAGCAGGAGGUGCGACAGGGAGUUGCCAAUUCUCCCAGCUUUUGCUCCUGUGUUAUAGCCCCUAAUCAGCAGGUCGUCGGUCAGCCUGCACUGGGGGCGAGGGCACCUGGUGUCCCGGCUCAAGGCCUCAUCUGGGGGAACCACCAGAGAUGCGACGACUGGCUCAAUUGAUGGCAUGCAGUCCAAGCCAACGUCUGCCGAACCAUGCAUCGCUGCCAGCGCACGACCGUCGCUGGUUAGACGGGAGCAGGCCUUCGAGUCUGCCCAGCAGACCUGUAGCUCCCUCAAAUAGUCCUCUGCAUGAGGGACAGAGAAUGCAUUGGAGGCUGGCUUCCGCCGGAAGAAUCUGCUUGUUGGGGCCUGCCCUGCUUGGUCUGGUAAGGCCACCCUUAACUUCUCCAGGGCCAUUCUCAGGAUGGCCUGCAUCGAGUUAUCCCCGCUCUCGGACAGCUCAGUCUGGGCUGAGGAGUGGGAGCCUUGAUCUGAGGCCUGAGAGGCCCCCUCAUAGACCUCCCCUUCCUCGUACUCAUGAAAAUGGGAGGCUGAUGCAGCUAAAGACAGCGCAUCCUCCUCUGGCUCUUGGGACUCCUGGGUCAAGUGUGGCAUUUCAGGAGUAGGCACCCGAGCUUCCUCUGAAGGACACUCCAGAGGUUGAUGGACGAGGAGCAUAGCCCUCAUACGACCAAGCUCCGCAGACAACUGAUCCACCCUAGACGACAGUCGAGAGCGGUUGGUCUUGGGCCUAGCCCUAGGCUUCUUUUUAGCAGGUGGGGCGCCUGCACUGGCAGGUGCGUCAGUGCCCCGCUUCGAGCGACCAGGUUUCACUGUGGGCGCCUGGCCUGAUGGGGGAAGGUUGUCCUGCAGCGGAUUCACCUCAGCUAGCCUGGCCAGCUUAGCUGCCAUCGGCAUGUAGCUGCAGUCCAUACAGUGGCUGUUCACCAGGGCCUCCUUGAGGUGCUCAAGGCCCAGACAUGAUGGACACAAAUCGUGUCCAUCAUCAGGUUGGAGGGGGCCUGACAGGAAGUACAGCAGUGAGAGACAUCCAUUGUGACCCCGCCACUAGAUGGAGAAUUGAUCGCUCUUGCUGGAGGGAGGAAGCAGAAACGCUCCUUUAUCCGAAAAUUAAGACAGCAAGAGUGACUGCCGCUUAUGCUGGAGGAAGGAAGCGGAAACGCUCCUUUGCCAGCAAUCAGAAAUAGAAAGAAUAAAUCAAAUAAUAAUCACAAUGAUAGGCUUGAAGCAACUCAGGUCACUGGCAGCGCGAGCUGGGGGAGGGGGCGUGAGCACCGCCUGCACCAGCGUAGGCUAUCGCCAACUAUAUAAUAAAAAGAGAUAAAGCCCCUCAGGCAACCAGAGCGUUAAUGCUACUGUUAGUGUUAACUAAACUAAAGACAAGGCUAUGCAACAAAAACGGGUUAGCCAAGCCCAACCAAACGUCGCUAGGAAACUAGCCAAAAAACGAAAGAGCUAUCCUUAAAACUUUUCUGCCCGCUUGGCCGCCGCUGAGUGCUUUAGCCGCCGUCGGGGGGCCGUGGCCGCUGCGGCGUUAACAAAAAACGGGCUACCGUAGUCGUUUAUUAACUGAAAAUGCCGACGCGGAACGCGAGCGUUACCGUUCGUUGUAUACAGCCGUUAUGUCGGAGGGAGGCGGCGAGAGCGCAGCCUUUCACAACAGGUUAAGGUAAAUAUCUAUAUAUAUGUACACUAAAUCAAUAACCUACCUGUUCCGAAGGAGAGGGGAACGAGUCCCAUCCUCACCGGUGAAUGACGGACGCCGCGGCGUCCGAUGAGAUGAGAACUCCGCUCAGUAGGAGAUCCCAAUUAAUAUGGAUUAGACAAGUUACAGCUCCUGGAGGGCGAGCAUUCGCUACUCCGACCGAAACGGCCGCGGAACUACUGGUAACUUACUCAUUUAAAAGUGAGGUAGGUUUUGAAAUAUUGUAGCUCGCUCUUUUGCAUCCUGCGCGAGCGAGAAAGAAUAAGGGACUGAACCCUCGUUGACCGAUGGAAGAAAUAACCUCUUCCAGGUCACCACGGGGUCACAAGUGACGUUGUUGGUAUAAACACUCGAACUGCGCAUGCGCGAAGGGAGUCAUUCAGUGCUUAAAGCACCGCCUCUGGCGGUCAGAAGGGAUGAAAUAGAAACAAAGUUUUCUUCGUCACUUUUAUGACUGAACCAAAUAAGUUCAAGAACCAAACUCUCAGAUUUUGUUCUUCCCAAUAUUAUUUGAACCAUUUUGAUUUUUCUUCUGAUCAAUAUUCAAUGAUCAGAUUGAUCAGGUUCCUGUUUUGGCUCCACUGCCUCUUUUCUGCGAGCUCAAUAACUGCUCAUAUGGUUUGAAAGGUUCCUGCAGCAAAACCCGAUUAGAGAGUGGACUAAAUGAAAUGUGAGUGAACUCAGCCAUCAGUGAAUCAAUGACAAAGUGAGAGGAAGAGUGGAUCUGUCUGCUGUCUGACCUUGUUGAUCCUGAUGAAGGUGAGGGAGAAGAGUAAAGCAGUAAAGGUGAUGUUGUUGCAGACAGAGUCAGCUGACCUGUCUCAUCAGAGUCUCAUCCAUUCUCUGUUUGGCAGAGCGCUGAUGUUACAGUCUGAGAGCACAUUCAGGUUCAGCUUCACAUGGGCUGGAUCUGCUCAAUACAAACUCUUGAGACCAGCCUGGUUGAGGGAGGUCCGCUCAGUGUCCUGGGUGACUCUCUCUGAGCUCUUCUUGGUUGAGAGUAUUUCUGGUUUGUCUCUGACUUCCAUGAACUCAGAUCUGGAGGAUUGCUGGCUGGUCCGGUCCAGUUCUGACAGUAGAGACAACACAGUCUGUUAUUCUGGGUUGAGUGUUCUUGUUGAAGAUCAGUGUACAGUGAGGGAUGAAGGCAGACAAAGAUCCUCCUGUUUCCUCCAUGUCACAGUUCAAGUUCAUUUUGAAGACUUUGAUUGAUCCGAGCGCUGAAGAGGAACAGGAAACGAGGAGUAGAGAGUGAGGGAGGACUUACAGCAAAGGAUCAUGGGAGUCCAACCGGCAACUGCUGCAACAAGGACUCCACCAUCUGAACACCUGAACCUCUAAUCCAAACCAGUUCUCCAUCACAUCUGAUGUCUUGUCUGUUAUUUUACAUGGAGGGUCAGAGUAGACCAGAUCAUGAGCUCUGACAGACUGGAUCUGGUCCAAAGGUCUCCUGUUGGAGUUCUCUAAGCUCCAUAUUUUAAACCUGAACACGUGAAGUUUGAUUAUUAAUUAUUUUUAUCUUCAUUCUCUUUCCUUUUUUCAGACUGUAUGAGUGCGGGUUGUCAGAGAUCAGCUGUUCUUCUCUGGCCUCAGCUCUGAAGUCCAACCCCUCCCAUCUGAGACAUCUGGACCUGAGUGGAAACGAUCUGAAGGAUUCAGGAGUGGAGCUGCUGUGUGACUUUCUGCAGAGUCCAAACUGUAAACUGGAGACUCUGAAGUGAGACUUUUUUCCUCCGUUCAAACAUUAUCAUGAUUUGUUUGCGAUGAUGACACUAAACUGCUGACUCAGGACUGAAAUACUGACCCAGACUGAACACCUUCAGUCCAGAGUAGAUUUUCUGCAUCAGUGGAUUAUUUGAUUGACUCCAGUUCGAUCACUGCUGAGCUCCAGUGAAUUAAAACCUGAACCCAAGAAGAAACUCUUUGUAGAGUUCACAGUGAGAAGAACAUUCAGACAGAAAACAGAAGCAGGGGGAGAUUUGUCAGAUGAGAACCAUUCAAACUUUAGUUCAGGACAAGAUCAGGGAAUAGGAAAAACUCAGAGUUUAGUUUCUGACUCUGAUGAAAGUCCAGCUCUGUUACUUUGAAUUUUGAUUGUUUUUGAAUCUUUGUGUGAAAAUCUGAAUUUUCUGGUUUAUCUGCACUUUUCUGCAGCCUUGCUGUGUUUAGACUGAAAUAUUUACCUCUCAAAGACGUGAUAUUUUUGGUUCAGCAAAGUGAAAAUAUUCUGAACAUCCUUUAUUUCCCAUCCGUCCUGAAGUCGCUGACAUUUUCUGAAAAUAUUGAGCUGCAUCUACAAUCAGUAAAAAAGUCUCUGAGUUUUUUAUUUCUCUAUUUAAUGUGUUUUUGAAUUCACUGUUUCAAACUGACUUCCUGUUUGGUUCAGCUCUUUGGAGCGUCACUUUUCUCUGAUUCAUACUUUCCAAACCAUUCCCCUGAACUCUACAGAUUUAAGACAUCAGGUUUCAAACUGGAUCAUUUUUCUCUAAAAUCUCAUUAUUUCCUCUUUAUUUAGGUUGUGGAGCUGCAGUUUGACAAAGAUCAGCUGUUCUUCUCUGGCCUCAGCUCUGAAGUCCAACCCCUCCCAUCUGAAAACUCUGGAGCUGUUUGGAAACAAGCUGCAGGAUUCAGACAUGGAGCUGCUGCGUGAUCUUCAGAAGAGUCCAGACUACAGACUGGAGGAUCUGAGGUCAGUAUAGAGUUGGAGUUAGUCUGUGCUGAUCUCUCCUGUUCCUCUCCACACAGUAUCACAGCAGAUAUUCAGUAUUUCCUGCUGACUCUUCGACCCUCUCAGAGGAUUCUUUCUUUAGUGAACCUGUGAGAACAGAAAUCAUCAAACCAGGAGUGUAAGAGUGUCAGUGAUGAAAAAAGUGUCUCCUCGUCUCUAUAUUUCAGAUCAAAUGUAGAAAUGAGACAUAAUGAAACAGAAAUGUUCAGUUUCUGCUCUGAAGUCCAGUUUAUAGUUCUCUGUAUUCAACACAGACUUUAUUUCUCUGCUAACUUGUUGAUUUUGAGCUCUAAGUCUGAAAACAGACAGCUGUUCUUUAUACUUGUUCUUUUCACAGCAGGUUUGUUCGAUCAGCUUUAACACAUUUGACAGGAAGGAUUUCUUUAUUUUGAUGAUGUUGGUUUAUUUGUGAGGAAACCUGCUGCUUUACACCAUCACUUCUGGUCUGAGCAGGACUGAAACCUGCUGGUCUGUAAACUGGAUGUUCUUCAGUCCAGCUGAUGAAGUGAGUCUCAGAGUGGAAACACUGAUCGUCUUUUUUUCUCUCCUCAGAUGGAGGUUUUAGCUGUCAGAGUGAUUAAGAAGAGGAUCAUCUGUUUCUAGACGAUCAGAGAGGUGGAGGCAGCAGCAGUGAGGGUGAGUCUCUGACUUGGCCGUGUUCCUGAGAGACUGACUGACCAAUCACAGCGGGCGGAGAGGACUCUGGGAGCUGCACUUUGACCUGCUCUGAGAUCAGCUCAGGACCUGGACUCUGGAUAUUUGAUAUUUUCCCUCAUAUUCUGGGAUCAAACAGUCUGAACAGGUUUGUUUUGUUUAUGGAAACAUGAUCAUUAAUUCACACACUGAUUGGAUUACUUUUUUUUUUCGCAUGAUGCAGCGCCACCUAGUGGAAAUAUAAAGCGGUGGAGUUGAUGUGUUCCCACAGACUUCUGCAGCAGAAGUUGAUACCAUGUGUGACGUGUUCUUAAUUUUCUGAAAUGAUUGUAAAUGUUGAUUGGAGGUAGAUUGGCCAAAUCUCUGCAGGAGUAAAGCUUUAAUGCAUAUUUUUGUUCCGUUUUAAAAGAAAAAAUCAGCAUAAAUAUUCGACCCUGAUUCCAAAAAUAUUGACAUACUGUUUAAAAUGUUGAUAAAAACAGAAUUUGAUGGUUUCUAAAUUAUUAAAACUGUAUAUUUUGAUGAUAAGAGUGCAAAGACAACUUGAGACUGGAGAAACUUUUCACUGGUGAGGUUUAUUUGGAACAAGUUAGUGAGGUGAGUGGGUUUAAAAAGGACUCAGAGAGGCUGAGUCUCUCAGGAGUAAACAUGAACAGGUUCAUCACUCUGUGAGAGACUGCGUGAGCUAAUAAUGUGACAAUUUCAAGAUAAUGUUCAGGAGUGUAAACUUACAAAGAACUGGUGGAUUUUAUCAUCUAGAGUUCAUAAUAUCAUUAAAAGAGUCAGAGUGUAAUUUUCAGGCCUUCAAGUAGAAAAACAGACAAGACUCUGUAGUGGAAGUCACCACAUCCCUUCUAAAAACCACAGUCAGUGAACACAGUCUGUCUCUUUAUUAAAUCUAAUAUACGAUUCAAAGAGAUUCUGUCUUUAUCAACAUUUGACACAGCGUCCAAACUCUUGAGGAGUCGAGGUUGUAAUCAUGAAAGAUCUUUAUCCUACAAAGAUUAAAAAAUCAUUCAUUUAUUUUACAGAAUCUCUAUUAAACUGAUUUUCAUGGUUCACUUUUUAAAACUGUAUUUUUAUCAUCUUGGUCUUUACAUCUUGGUCUUUAUAUUGUCAUUAAUUUUUAUUAAGGAGAUUUUUAAAAUAAAAAUCUGUACACACAGUUAAGCUUUGGAUGAUAAACAAUAAAAAUGUAUAAAUUAGUUUGUCUUUAAUUAAAAACAUGAUUUAUCCUCAUCUGGUUUUAAAUAUAUAGUUUGUGUCACUCUUUGUGAAAUGUAUCAGAGUAUAGUUUGAGCUCAUUAGAUCAAAAGUUUGAGUUAAAAGAAGCAGACAUUUUUAAGGUAAAUAAAACACUGUGUCUGCGCUUUAUC